UGGGGGCGGGGCGGUGGCGGUGUCUGGUGCGAGGCGUAGGGAUGCAGCGCCCCGGGCCCUUCAGCACCCUCUACGGGCGGGUCCUGGCCCCGCUUCCCGGGCGGGCCGGGGGCGCGGCCUCUGGUGGAGGCGGGAACCGCUGGGGCGUCCCGGGUUCGCACGUGCAGCCUCCUGGGUGUGCUCAGUCUGGCACCUGCGGAGGCCCGGGCGGCGCCAGCACCUGCGGCAGGGACGCCACCAUCGCCUACCCGGCUCCCUCCACGAUGUCCAAGGCGGAGGAGGCCAAGAAGCUGGCGGGCCGCGCCGCCGUGGAGAACCACGUGAAAAAUAACCAAGUGCUGGGAAUUGGAAGUGGUUCUACAAUUGUCCAUGCUGUGCAGCGAAUAGCUGAAAGGGUGCAACAAGAGAAGCUAAACCUCGUCUGUAUUCCCACUUCCUUCCAGGCCCGGCAGCUCAUCCUGCAGUACGGCCUCACUCUCAGUGACCUGGACCGAUGUCCAGAGAUUGACGUCGCCAUUGAUGGUGCUGAUGAAGUGGAUGCUGAUCUCAAUCUCAUCAAGGGAGGAGGAGGCUGCCUGACCCAGGAGAAAAUUGUGGCUGGCUAUGCCCGUUGCUUCAUUGUGAUUGCUGACUUCAGGAAAGAUUCAAAGAACCUUGGGGAUCAGUGGCACAAGGGAAUUCCCAUUGAGGUCAUCCCCAUGGCUUAUGUCCCAGUGAGCCGAGCUGUGACUCAGAAGUUUGGGGGUGUGAUUGAACUUCGAAUGGCUGUCAACAAAGCAGGUCCUGUGGUAACAGAUAAUGGGAAUUUUAUCCUGGACUGGAAGUUUGACCGGGUACACAAAUGGAGUGAAGUAAACACAACCAUCAAAAUGAUCCCAGGCGUGGUGGACACGGGCCUCUUCAUCAACAUGGCCGAGAGAGUCUACUUCGGGAUGCAGGACGGCUCCGUGAACAUGAGAGAGAAACCUUUCUGCUGACCUGCAGUGCGCUGUGCCCACCUGGAGCCCCCGCCUGCAGGAGCCUGUGCCUUAAUGUGUCUGUGCCAGGUGGACAGUGAGCAGCGAGGGCUCGGGGGCAAAAAACCCAAUCUUACAAAGUAUUGUUAUUAAAUGUCUUUUUAAAAAGAGAAAUAUAAACAUAUAUAUUUUUACUAUUAAAAAAAUACUCUUUUUUUUAAAAAAAAAAUAAAGUAGAACUUGAUUUCAUGUUUUAUAUGAAACAUUUACCAAAAAAUUAAAAAAAGAAGGGGACUGUCUUUUAGAUUUUUAACUUGAGCUCGCUGGUUAAGCUUCUGAAUAUUGGGGUUUGCUGAGAAAUGUCAAAUCAAACUUUUCUUUGAACUGGUGAAAUGAAGAGCCCAGCCAGCAGUGAUUCCUUGAUGCCUUACUGGAAACAUUAAAAUUUGUUUACUUUUCUACCACACUCUGUUCUGUUGUUUGGUUCUCUUUCUGAUCACGCACAAUACCUAGUUGCAGAUUUUAAGAUGAGGUUUACAAAAGUCUGGCGAGGGGAGCACUGUGUUGUGUAUGACUCCUAGUGUAAACUGUCAUCGAGAUGUGAUUGCUCCAGGCGGUUCAUUCAGACUCCGGUUGUUGGAAGCAGGGCUCCAAAAAUAAAGACUUGCCAGUACUGCCAAAGUGCUGCUGUGAAAUGUGAAAUAUCUUUCUGUGAUUGUCUUUCUGUUGUUUGUAUUUUGUCCCUUUACUGUUGCUUGCAUGGUUUGGCAUCAGAAGUUGUCUCCUCUUUAUAAAGUGUUUGAGGAUUGAAAUAAAACAGUAUGGUGCCAUUUGA
Molecule: messenger RNA, 1791 nt
Organism: Sorex araneus (European shrew)
Lineage: Eukaryota; Metazoa; Chordata; Mammalia; Eulipotyphla; Soricidae
Gene: RPIA
Product: ribose 5-phosphate isomerase A
Exons: 9
Coding region: 42-977 (311 amino acids)
Biological process (GO): pentose-phosphate shunt, non-oxidative branch; D-ribose metabolic process
Cellular component (GO): intracellular membrane-bounded organelle
Molecular function (GO): ribose-5-phosphate isomerase activity
Source: RefSeq, a predicted model, not a curated record